UGCUUCUUGGAACUGACCCCAGAGCAGCUGGAGCAGCACAGAUUCAAUCAAACCCAAGUGAAAUCAGCUGCUCUGCAGACUCACAGCUCUCCAUUGGAGUCAUCUUCCAAACUUGUUUCAAAGCAUUCAGCACAGAUUAAAGGAGGAACAACACACACCUGCAGAUAGUUUGUCUGCUGCUCCGCUGUGAAAACAACUUCAAUGACUUAUACCCAGAGCUGAACACUUCAGGCCCACAUUUGCUCUCACUACUCUGUGUGUGUGUGUGGGACCUGACUCCUGUGAUUCUCCAACAAACAAGAUGCAGAACAGGACUGAGAAGUUUGGAGCUCAGCUGCCUCUCUUUGCUCCAGCCAGCAGCUCUCAGCGAGGUCUGCUCAGGAAGAGCACCACCUACCUGGCUAAGAUCGCUGUCGUCCUCCAAGACGCUCCAGCCAAGAUGCUCACUUUCACACAGUUGAUGGACAGACUGGCACCAUUAAUCUCUGAAGACAGAAAAUCUGUUGAGAACAACAUCAGAGUCUGUUUAUCAAGCAACAAAUGUUUUGUCAAGAUUCCAGUGGUCCCAGAUUCUCUGGACAGUAAGAGAAACUACUGGAAACUGGACCACAGUCAGAUCACAGCAAAGAUGGUGCGUCGUCACUUCAAAGGCAUCCUGAUCCUCUUCCCUGAGAUGGCCUCCAAAGUGGAGAAGGAGAACACCAGCAGACCAUCAGAGCGCUGCUCAGCUCUCCACUCUCCUGAACCUGCAGCCUGCAGAGCUGUUCAGGUCAAAUGUGAGGUGAAGUUCAGCAGUCCUUUCUCCAUUGAAUCCCUCCUGAAGAGAGACAGUCCCUCUGCUCAGGCCUCCAGAGCUUCUCCUCUGUGCAGAGUGCCGGUCAGAGCGGAGCAGCAGCCUCGCUCCACACACAGACCACAUGGGACAAAGAGGAGCUUCAGCUGGGACUCUGAGGAGCCUCUCCUCCUUCAAGCUUCAGCUGGAAGUUCCCCCAUCUGCUCAGCAGGGGGCAGCACACACCGUGGACUCACUGCUAAUGGAGCUGCUCAGCCCAUCAAGAGGAUGCAUGUGUGCUCUCAGUCCUCAUUCCCUGUCUGCACAAGAGCCAGUGCUGCUCCUUAUUUCACCAGCCCACACAGCGGUUACAUCACUUACUCUGUACCAGCAUUUACCCAUGAUGCUCUCAGGUUUCGUUUGUGAAAGUAUUUUUCCUACUUACAAAUUGCACUUUUAUAUUCUAUAUGUUUUUGACUGUACACUUCAGAGAGUUCCUUCUUUAAAAUCAGACACGCUUUCAAAUCACACAAGGCCCAUACUUGGUCUCAUGUGUGUCAUAUUUUAUAUAUGUGUGUAUAGGCAGAUAAUUCGUGGUUAAAAUCUCCUGAAGCUGUACCUUUUUUAUAUGCAGUGUGUAAUACACUCAAUGGGACAUUUUAUAUAUAUAUAUAUUUUUUUUAGUGUCUUUUGUGUUUGAGAUCAGUAUCUGACCACAAGAGGGCAGCAUAGUGUUUUAAAGUUCAGCUUGAAAUAUAACAACCCACAUGUCAAACUCAGCAUGAUUAAAAGUGUUUCUUCUGUAUCCUGGUGCUUACAUGUGACUUUUAAAAAAAA
This is a messenger RNA of Epinephelus lanceolatus (giant grouper), 1609 nucleotides long. RefSeq lists its product as uncharacterized. Gene Ontology annotation, biological process: regulation of DNA-templated transcription. The record is from RefSeq and is a predicted model, not a curated record. Gene Ontology annotation, molecular function: sequence-specific DNA binding; DNA-binding transcription factor activity. NCBI's taxonomy places the organism in Eukaryota, Metazoa, Chordata, Actinopteri, Perciformes, Serranidae.